Molecule: messenger RNA, 972 nt
Organism: Melopsittacus undulatus (budgerigar)
Lineage: Eukaryota; Metazoa; Chordata; Aves; Psittaciformes; Psittaculidae
Gene: OPRM1
Product: opioid receptor mu 1
Exons: 3
Coding region: 22-972 (316 amino acids)
Biological process (GO): G protein-coupled opioid receptor signaling pathway; sensory perception of pain; neuropeptide signaling pathway
Cellular component (GO): neuron projection; plasma membrane
Molecular function (GO): morphine receptor activity; G-protein beta-subunit binding; neuropeptide binding
Source: RefSeq, a predicted model, not a curated record
GUGGUCACGGCCAUCGCCAUUAUGGCCCUCUACUCCGUGGUUUGCGUCGUGGGGCUCUUCGGCAACUUCUUGGUCAUGUAUGUCAUCGUCAGGUACACAAAAAUGAAGACUGCCACCAAUAUCUAUAUUUUCAAUCUUGCAUUGGCAGAUGCCCUAGCAACAAGUACCCUGCCAUUCCAGAGUGUGAAUUACUUGAUGGGAACAUGGCCAUUUGGUACCAUCCUUUGUAAGAUUGUUAUAUCCAUAGACUACUAUAAUAUGUUCACCAGUAUUUUUACACUCUGCACCAUGAGUGUGGAUCGCUAUGUAGCUGUAUGCCACCCAGUUAAGGCCCUUGAUUUCCGUACCCCCAGAAAUGCCAAAAUUGUCAAUGUCUGCAACUGGAUCAUUUCUUCUGCCAUUGGCCUGCCAGUUAUGUUCAUGGCAACCACUAAAUACAGGCAUGGCUCUAUUGACUGCACACUAACAUUCUCCCACCCUGCAUGGUACUGGGAGAACCUCCUGAAAAUCUGUGUGUUCAUCUUUGCCUUCAUCAUGCCAGUCCUCAUCAUUACUGUGUGCUAUGGGCUGAUGAUUUUACGCCUGAAGAGUGUUCGCAUGUUGUCUGGCUCCAAAGAGAAGGACAGGAACCUGCGGAGAAUCACAAGGAUGGUUCUUGUAGUAGUGGCGGUGUUUAUUGUCUGCUGGACUCCUAUCCACAUUUAUGUCAUCAUUAAAGCUCUGGUUAACAUCCCAGAGACUACAUUCCAGACUGUUUCCUGGCACUUCUGUAUUGCCCUAGGGUAUACAAAUAGCUGCCUUAAUCCAGUCCUGUAUGCAUUUCUAGAUGAGAAUUUCAAAAGGUGUUUCAGAGAGUUCUGCAUCCCCACUUCCUCAACCAUUGAGCAGCAAAAUUCCACCCGAGUACGACAAAACACUCGUGACCAUGCAUCCACUGCCAACACUGUGGACAGGACUAACCAUCAGGUAUGA